Molecule: messenger RNA, 384 nt
Organism: Gracilinanus agilis (Agile Gracile Mouse Opossum)
Lineage: Eukaryota; Metazoa; Chordata; Mammalia; Didelphimorphia; Didelphidae
Product: cornifin alpha-like
Exons: 1
Coding region: 1-384 (127 amino acids)
Source: RefSeq, a predicted model, not a curated record
AUGUCUUCUCAGCAACAGAAGAUGCCCUGUACCGCCCCUCCUCAAGUUAAUCAGCAACAGGUGAAACAGCCCUGUCAGCCACCUCCCAAGGAGCCAUGUGCCCCCCAAACCAAGGAGCCAUGCCACUCCAAGGUCCCAGAGCCUUGCCAUACUAAGGUGCCAGAGCCAUGCCACCCCAAGGUGCCAGAACCUUGCCACCCCAAGGUGCCAGAGCCAUGCCACCCCAAGGUGCCAGAACCUUGCCACACCAAGGUGCCAGAGCCUUGUCAUCCCAAGGUGCCAGAGCCAUGCCAUCCCAAGGUGCCAGAGCCAUGCACCACCAAGGUUACUCCACCUCCAGCUCAAGAGAAGUGCCCACAGGUUCCCAAGACCAAGCAGAAGUAA